Messenger RNA from Auanema sp. JU1783, 344 nucleotides. Lineage: Eukaryota; Metazoa; Nematoda; Chromadorea; Rhabditida; Rhabditidae. The record is from the annotation of a GenBank genome assembly.
AACAUCUUCGCCGGAAACAAAGUUGACUACACCGGACUUGCUCAGAACAACCAACAAGGACAAUCUAACACCCAAGUUGGAGGUGCCCAGACUAACGUAGGAUCUAAUGCUAAUGCUAUCAAUAUCGGACAAACCAACCAAAAUGGAGGACAUGGAUCAGGAUCCGGUUACCCAGCCCCACAAUACGACUCUAAGUAUACUCCAAGCUACCCACAACAACCAAGCUAUCCAAGCUACGGAAGUGGAGCUGGAUAUAUUCCACAAAAUAUCUUCGCAGGAAACAAGGUUGAUUAUACUGGAUUAGCUCAAGGAAACAACCAAGGACAAUCCAGCGUUCAACAAGG